Molecule: messenger RNA, 1494 nt
Organism: Phymastichus coffea
Lineage: Eukaryota; Metazoa; Arthropoda; Insecta; Hymenoptera; Eulophidae
Product: acyl-CoA Delta-9 desaturase-like
Exons: 6
Coding region: 215-1336 (373 amino acids)
Biological process (GO): unsaturated fatty acid biosynthetic process
Cellular component (GO): endoplasmic reticulum membrane
Molecular function (GO): iron ion binding; stearoyl-CoA 9-desaturase activity
Source: RefSeq, a predicted model, not a curated record
UCAUACUCACAGGCGUAAGCCAGAAGCCGCACUCCAUCAUUACCGGUCGGCAUUGUUGCUCGUUAUGCUUUUACUACUCUAGCGUUUCCUGUGGUGAUGUUGUGCCUGGUUAACGGACUCUGAAUUAAUUUGUGAAAAAGAACGGUGAGUGACAUUGCUCACGGCAGUGUAUUUGUUAAAGACAAUCUUUGCGUAGUGUCCUGGGCUUCAAUAAAUGUAUGUUGCUAUUUCUUUUGUUAAUUUUCGUUACAAAAGCAACUUUACUAAGAUGGCUCCUUGCACCACGUCUACAUCGACCGGCGUGCUUUUUGAGGAGGAUAAACUUGAUAACGAAUUGACAAAUCACGAGUCAACAACGGAAAAAUACGAGGAAAAGGAAACAUACAAGGUCCAAUUCGUUUGGAGGAAUGUUGUCCUUUUCGCCCUUUUACACGUUGCGGCUUUGUAUGGUGUUUAUUUAGUUUUCACAUCGGCAAAACUUGCAACAAUGAUAUUUGCAAUCUUCCUCUAUCAAGUAUCUGCAUUAGGAAUCACAGCUGGAGUUCAUAGACUUUGGGCUCAUCGAUCUUACAAAGCUAAAUGGCCAUUGCGAUUACUUUUGACAUUAUUCAACACUAUAGCUUUUCAGGAUGCUGUUGUGGAUUGGGCUAGAGAUCAUAGAAUGCAUCACAAAUAUAGUGAAACAAAUGCUGACCCACACAAUGCAAAAAGAGGAUUCUUUUUUGCACACAUUGGCUGGUUACUUGUUCGUAAGCACCCUGAUAUCAAGGAGAAAGGAAAGCAGAUUGAUAUGAGUGAUUUGUACAAGGAUCCUAUUCUCAAAUUCCAGAAAAAGUACUAUAUGAUAUUAAUGCCAUUGUUUUGUUUUGUUCUUCCAACAAUAAUACCAGUUUAUUGUUGGAAUGAAUCUUGGCAGAAUGCUUAUUUUAUUCCCACUCUUUUACGUUAUGCAUUUACCCUUAAUGUAACAUGGUUGGUAAAUUCUGCUGCUCAUCUUUUUGGAAACAAACCCUAUGAUAAAUACAUUAAUCCAGCCGAAAAUAUCAGUGUUGCUCUCAUGGCACUGGGAGAAGGUUGGCACAAUUAUCAUCAUACAUUCCCAUGGGACUAUAAAACUUCUGAGCUAGGAGAUUAUUGGGUCAAUUUCACAACAGCUUUCAUUGAUUGCUUUGCACGAAUAGGUUGGGCUUAUGACUUGAAAACUGUGUCUAGGGAAGUUAUAAAAAAACGAGUUCUUAGAACAGGAGAUGGAAGUCAUGAUCUCUGGGGUUGGGGUGACAAAGAUGUAAGCAAAGAAGAUCAAGAAGCAACAAUCAUUGUUCAGAAAAAAUUGUGAUUAAUUAGCUUAAAUAUAUUAAAUAUAUUUAUUUAAAAUAAGAAUUUUAUUUACAAAAAAAUCAAAUUUUUUUUGCAAGCAAAAUUCUUAUGUUAUCUCUCCUUUAUUGCAGUUUCUAAGAGAAUGUAACUUAAAGAGAAUUUUGAGCUAACUUUUGA